AACUCCUAACGGUAGAAGCGGACAGAGUGGGAUCCCAGUAGUGACUAGCGAGCGAGUCGCAAGUGAUAAAUUUAAGGAUUCUAUUAAUUUCUCUCUCAAUCUUACUCUUCAUUUCCACUCUUGUUUUCUCUGUUCUUUCCUCUGAGUGAAGUGAUGGAUACUUUUCUUUUCACUUCCGAAUCUGUCAAUGAAGGGCAUCCUGACAAGCUAUGUGAUCAAGUGUCCGAUGCCAUUCUAGAUGCUUGUUUGGAGCAAGAUCCUGAGAGUAAAGUUGCUUGUGAGACUUGUACUAAGACAAACAUGGUGAUGGUCUUUGGUGAAAUUACCACCAAGGCAAAGGUGGAUUAUGAGAAGAUUGUUCGUGAUACCUGCAGAGGCAUUGGUUUUGUGUCAGCUGAUGUUGGUCUGGAUGCUGAUAAAUGCAAGGUCCUUGUCAAUAUUGAGCAACAAAGCCCCGAUAUUGCUCAGGGAGUCCAUGGUCACCUUACUAAGAAACCUGAGGAGAUUGGUGCUGGUGACCAAGGUCACAUGUUUGGGUAUGCCACAGAUGAGACUUCUGAGCUGAUGCCACUGACCCAUGUGCUUGCAACCAAGCUUGGAGCUAAGCUCACUGAGGUGAGAAAGAACAAAACAUGCCCAUGGUUAAGGCCUGAUGGCAAGACUCAAGUGACUGUUGAGUAUAGGAAUGAAGGUGGAGUAAUGAUCCCUCUCAGGGUUCACACCGUUUUGAUAUCAACUCAGCAUGAUGAGACUGUCACCAAUGAACAGAUUGCUGAAGACCUGAAGGAGCACGUGAUUAAGCCAGUCAUUCCAUCCCAGUAUCUCGAUGACAAUACAAUCUUCCACCUCAACCCUUCAGGUCGCUUUGUCAUUGGUGGUCCACAUGGGGAUGCUGGGCUUACAGGCAGGAAGAUAAUCAUUGACACUUAUGGUGGCUGGGGCGCCCACGGCGGUGGUGCUUUCUCUGGAAAGGACCCCACUAAGGUGGAUCGUAGCGGUGCUUAUAUCGUCAGACAGUGUGCAAAGAGUAUAUUGGCUUCAGGGCUUGCCCGGCGAUGCAUUGUUCAAGUCUCUUAUGCAAUUGGGGUACCAGAACCAUUAUCUGUGUUUGUGGACACUUAUAGGACAGGAAAGAUCCCAGACAAAGAUAUACUGGCUUUGGUGAAGGAAAAGUUUGAUUUUAGGCCAGGGAUGAUUGCCAACAAUCUUGACCUGAAGAGAGGAGGCAACUUCAGGUAUCAGAAGACUGCUGCAUAUGGGCAUUUUGGCAGGGACGACCCUGAUUUCACAUGGGAGAUUGUGAAACCUCUCAAGCCAGCCAAGGCCUAGAGUUGAUAUUAUCCUGUUUGAUAUUGCAAUUGCCAUCUUUUUCUUUUUUGCCCUCCAUAUGCUAGUGAGAGUUUAUCUAAAUUUAUUUAUUUCGUUCGUUCAUCAGAGGCUAGAUGGAUUAAGCAGGCUAAGAUUUAGGAAUUUUGCAGGCAAUAGAUUUAAGUUACUGUUGAUUGUACUUUUGCAUGUCUUUUGUCAUAGGUUCUGGAAGUAACAUUUUCUCUUUUAUAUUGGACUUGUUAGUAUUUUAGUUGA
Ricinus communis (castor bean) is the source of this 1584-nucleotide messenger RNA. Its product is annotated as S-adenosylmethionine synthase 1. Gene Ontology annotation, cellular component: cytosol. The transcript is spliced from 2 exons. Bases 154 to 1329 code for a protein of 391 amino acids. Lineage: Eukaryota; Viridiplantae; Streptophyta; Magnoliopsida; Malpighiales; Euphorbiaceae. Gene Ontology annotation, biological process: S-adenosylmethionine biosynthetic process. Gene Ontology annotation, molecular function: methionine adenosyltransferase activity; ATP binding. The record is from RefSeq and is a predicted model, not a curated record.